Nestor notabilis (Kea) is the source of this 743-nucleotide messenger RNA. It is a transcript of the gene NUDT4, whose product is annotated as nudix (nucleoside diphosphate linked moiety X)-type motif 4. Gene Ontology annotation, molecular function: bis(5'-adenosyl)-hexaphosphatase activity; diphosphoinositol-polyphosphate diphosphatase activity; bis(5'-adenosyl)-pentaphosphatase activity. Lineage: Eukaryota; Metazoa; Chordata; Aves; Psittaciformes; Psittacidae. The transcript is spliced from 4 exons. Gene Ontology annotation, cellular component: cytoplasm; nucleus. The record is from RefSeq and is a predicted model, not a curated record. Gene Ontology annotation, biological process: diadenosine hexaphosphate catabolic process; diphosphoinositol polyphosphate metabolic process; adenosine 5'-(hexahydrogen pentaphosphate) catabolic process. Bases 54 to 440 code for a protein of 128 amino acids.
UGUUGGUAAGCAGUAGCCGAUACCCAGAUCAGUGGAUUGUACCAGGUGGAGGAAUGGAACCAGAAGAAGAACCGGGAGGAGCAGCUGUCAGAGAGGUGUAUGAAGAGGCUGGAGUGAAGGGAAAGCUAGGCAGACUGCUUGGGAUAUUUGAGAACCAGGAUCGGAAGCAUAGGACGUACGUUUAUGUUCUUACUGUGACGGAAAUACUGGAAGACUGGGAGGAUUCAGUUAAUAUAGGAAGGAAAAGAGAAUGGUUUAAAGUAGAAGAUGCCAUCAAGGUCCUUCAGUGUCACAAGCCUGUUCAUGCAGAAUACUUGGAAAAACUGAAACUGAGCUGCUCACCCACUAAUGGAAACUCUGUGGUUCCCCCUCUUCCAGAUAAUAACUCCUUAUAUGUCACUUCUGCACAGACUUCUGGGUUGCCCUCUACUGUGAGAUAAGCAUUUGGAUUACCUUUUCAUUCAUGUCAUCACAAGGGGAGACAUCUGUGAUCACAUGUAGGCAUCUGUAUAACUGUCAAUUUUAAGUGAAAUAUGUGAAUGUGUCAUAAUGUCAACUUUAUUUGAACAUUGUUUUCCUUUCUAACAAUGUAAAAUAGUAUCUCAGCAAACCAAAGCCAUACAAGGAUUUUCUUUUUAAGAUGCCUUAAUAGGCAUUUCUUUUAUUUUUAUUUUUUUUAAGAAACUUGAGUAUAGGAAUUUCCGUAUCUGCUAAAAUAAAAUGUGCAUCUCAGUGGUGUUCAG